Molecule: messenger RNA, 10524 nt
Organism: Aspergillus thermomutatus
Lineage: Eukaryota; Fungi; Ascomycota; Eurotiomycetes; Eurotiales; Aspergillaceae
Exons: 10
Coding region: 1-10524 (3507 amino acids)
Biological process (GO): transmembrane transport; fatty acid biosynthetic process; secondary metabolite biosynthetic process
Molecular function (GO): oxidoreductase activity; fatty acid synthase activity; transmembrane transporter activity
Source: RefSeq, a predicted model, not a curated record
AUGACCAGAUCUAUCGGGAUCGAGGAUGUUCGGCUGAGCAACCCGCUGGAUUUCGAAAGCGCCCUCAAUAUCCCGAGACUUGAAGAGUCCGAUCAAAAGUAUAACGCAGCAACACAACAAGAUAAAGAGAACGAUGAGGAUAUCGCGCCCGUUCCCUUUCCCGUGGCCAUCGUGGGCAUGGCCAUGAGACUCCCCGGCGGCGUCAACGGCGAGAAGGACUUCUGGGACUUCCUGAUCAACAAAAAAGAUGGCCACUGCAAAGUCCCCGAGAGCCGAUACAACAUCGAUGCCUUCUACCACAAGGACUCCAUCCCGGGCUCUAUCCGCACCCAGCACGGCUACUUCCUGCAGCAGGACAUCGCGCACUUCGACGCGGGCUUCUUCGGCAUCAGCAAGAUCGAGGCCUCAAAGCUUGAUCCGCAACAGCGAAUGCUGCUCGAGAUCAUCUGGGAGUGCAUGGAGAACGGAGGGCAGACGCAGUGGCGCGGUAAGAACACCGGAUGCUACGUCGGUGUCUUUGGAGAGGACUGGCUCGAUCUGAGCAGUCGCGAUCCGCAGGCCAACGACCGCUACCGGGUGGUGAGCGCGGGGGAUUUCGCGCUCGCGAACCGCGUCUCGUACCAGUAUGACCUGCGCGGGCCGAGCAUGACGCUGCGGACGGGCUGUUCGUCUUCGCUGGUCGGGCUGCACGAGGCCUGCCAGGCGUUGUACGCGGGGGAGUGCUCUGCUGCCUUGGUCGCGGGGACGAAUCUCAUUCUCACGCCGACGAUGACCACGAGCAUGUCGGAGAACAUGGUUAUCUCGCCCAGUGGAGUCUGUAGGACGUUUGACGCCGCGGCCGAUGUCCGAGCGGUCAUCCGAUCGAUUGCUGUCAAUUGUGAUGGCAAGACUCCCAGCAUCACCACCCCUGGAUUGGAGGCGCAGGAGAGACUGGUACGACGGACGUACAGAAAGGCGCUGAUUGACGAUAUCGCCCGGACGGGAUUCUUCGAAUGUCACGGAACAGGCACCAUUGUGGGUGAUACGGCCGAGACUUCUGUAGUGGCCAAGAUAUUCGGCAAGGAUGGGAUACACAUUGGCGCUGUGAAACCGAAUGUCGGCCAUUCCGAAGGUGCAUCGGGCAUCACCAGCGUCAUCAAAUGCGUUCUGGCGCUGGAAAAUAGGGUCAUCCCGCCAAAUGCGUACUUUGAGCAGCCGAAUCCCAAUAUUGCUUUUGAACAGGCAAAACUCCAGGUGCCCGUCAACGCAACGCCGUGGCCGUCGGAUCGGCUCGAACGAGUGAGCCUCAAUUCAUUCGGUAUCGGCGGAACCAAUGCCCAUCUGAUCAUGGACUCGGCCGCUUCUGUACGGGGAGAGCGAGAGACGCGAGCCCCAGCAGAACAGGCCUAUUCUCUUCUACUACUCUCUGCGAAGACACCCAAGUCUCUGGACGGCAAUGUCGAGGCAAUCCGCCACUACUUGGAGGCUAGCCCGGGUACUCGACACGACUUGGCUUAUACGCUGGCAUUCCGACGCACGCAUCUGUCUUACAAGGCUUUUGCCAUCGCUCAGAAAGAUGGCUCCCUCAUUGCUGUGGAACGAGGCCGGCGGAUAGAUCCCAAUCCUGUCUUUGUCUUUAGUGGACAAGGCGCUCAAUGGCCCGGUAUGGGGAGAGAGUUGUUGCUUCAAUCGGAUAGUUUCCGCGAGAGCAUUCGAGAACUGGAUAGGAUCUUGCAGGACCUCAAGCCUGCUCCCGAUUGGAGCAUCGAAGACGAAUUAUGUCACUGCGAUGAUGCUAGCCGAAUGAGCGACCCUCGACUUGCCCAACCUCUAUGCACGGCAGUUCAGAUCGCUCUGGUCAACCUCCUCCGCGACUGGGGUAUCCUGCCGUGUGCCGUCGUUGGACAUUCCAGUGGGGAGAUUGCCGCGGCCUAUGCAGCGGGGGCAAUUUCAGCUUCGACUGCCAUUGCCGUAGCGUACCCUCGCGGCCGGGCAAUGGACGCCUUGACAAAACGAGGAGCCAUGGCGGCGGUUGGGCUAGGUCACAAUGAAGUGAAACCGUAUUUGAGGGAUGGAGUGGUGGUCGCCUGCGAGAACAGUCCGAAGAGCGUGACCAUCUCGGGUGACGAGCAGGUCCUGGACUCCGUUCUUCAAGCGCUGGAAGCCGAGGAAAUCUUUUGCCGCCGGCUGGCUGUCAAAGUUGCGUACCAUUCGCACCAUAUGAAGGAGGUCGGCGGCUCGUUCGAGGGAUCCUUGCCUGGGGUUGAUCACGGCAACGGCUCCAUGACUCCUAUGUUUUCCACAGUCACAGGCGAGGUAAUGACGGAUCCGACUCAUUUCACCCCAGCAUACUGGCGGCAGAACCUGGAGUCCCCGGUCCUCUUCAGCACGGCUAUCCAAAAGAUAUUGAAGGAGAGCGGCCCUGGUCUCUUCGUCGAGCUAGGACCCCACUCGGUCCUCUCUGCACCUCUACGCCAAAUGUUCUCCCAGCUAGACGAGAAGAAACGACCCGCAUACGUGCCCACUCUGAUCCGGAAGGAAGACCAAUGGAAAUGCAUCCUGGCUACCGCAGGCCAUCUUCACAUCCACGGCGUAUCCGUGCACUUAUCCACUCUCAUCCCUCCAGCCAACAUCCUGACAGACCUGCCCCCGUACGCCUGGGAGCAUGGAGAGCGCUACUGGAGCGAGACCCGGCUCACGCACGACUGGCGGUUACGGCAGCACCCGCGCCACGAGCUACUCGGCCGUCGAACCCUCGAGUCUAGCGAUAUCGAACCGACGUGGCGCAAUCUCCUCCAGGUCGAGAAUGUGCUCUGGCUCCUGGACCACAAAAUUGGCGGCGAGGUGGUGUUUCCGUGUGCGGGGUACGUCGCCAUGGCCGGGGAAGCCAUCCAUCAGAUAUCCGGCGCCGCAGACUAUAGUAUCCGCAACCUCUUCAUGCGGACAGCGCUGGUCCUAGGACAGACAGAGCCGGAGGGUCUUGAGAUGGUAACGAGUCUUCGCCCUGCCCGGCUGGCGGACAAUCUCGAUUCAGAGUGGUAUGAAUUCACGAUUAGCGCGUAUCAACACGGCAAGUGGAGGAAGCACUGUAUCGGACAGAUUCGAUCCGGCCCUGCUAUGGAGCACCCAGCGCUGGGUGUCAACGGAUACUCACGCGAGAUAUCGUCGGAAAAGUGGUACGCUGCCCUGCAGGACCGAGGACUAGAGUACGGCCCGCAGUUCCGCGGGCUGCAGAACAUCACGGCUAGUCCCUCUGAUUCGAAGGCAGCUGCGAUGGUGCAAGAUGUAGAGAACUAUUACGUCAGUCGCUACGCUUUGCAUCCGAUUCUGAUCGAUCAGUGUUUGCGGCUGCUGAGUGUUGCGGCCACGCAGGGAAUCAGCCGGCGCAUGACACGGCUCUGCAUCCCCACCGCCAUCGAGAGCUUGUACGUUGCCACAGGGCGCGGGAAAAUGGCUCUAGAUGUCUCCUGUGACAUGGGUGGAAGCACAAUGACCGGAGACGCCCUGCUGAUUGCGCAGGACGAGGUGGUUCUUUCCAUGCGCCGUGGCGUCUUCUUCGGGGUGUCCGAGUCGGCAUUGGAGGAUGCAGAGGUGCCGCUGGCAUCGACGCUGCACUGGAAGCCACAUGUGGACUUGGUGGAUCCCGAGAAGCUCUUCCCAAUCGAGAGAAAAUCGUAUCCCGGGGAUGUAGCGGAUGAGCUCAUCAGACUGAUGAUCGUGGAGAGCUACCAUCGAACCAAGUCGUGUUUACCGGAAAAGGAACAUCUCAGGCAUUACAAAUCCUGGCUCGACGGGGCGUACGCAAGAUUCAGCCACGAUGACGGCCUAUACUGCCGUGAACAGGAAGCCUGUGCCAUGAAGUCUGCACAUCGAUAUCACCGGAUUGAGGAGAUCCUGGGACGCCAGGACAAUCCUUUUCUGUUGAGUUACUUUAAGCUCGCGCAGCGAGUGCUAUCUCACAUUGAAGAUAUCCUCAAUGAUAAGCUCGAACCGCGCGAGCUCUUAGAAGAAGACGGCGGGACGCACCAGCUACACGAAAGCAUGGCGCAGAUGGCACAGUGGGACGACUUCCUCUCAGCCAUGGCCCACUCGAAGCCUUCCCAUCGAAUACUAAAAAUUGGUGCUGGAAAUGGCAGCAUCACCUCCGUCGUCCUCAAGGGACUUUCUUCGGCAUCCGUCUAUAGCAGGACGAGAAUGUACGCCAAGUAUACAUUGACAGACACUUCUACCGACAACCUGUCUCGACUGAAAGAAAGAUUCAAAGAACACUCUGCUCUCGAGUAUCUCCCACUGGACAUUACAAAAGAUCCCUUGACGCAAGACUUUGAGGCCGGCAGUUACGAUUUGGUUAUUGCAUCCAACCUCCUCCAUACAACGCCUCAAAUCGUCGAGUCUCUCGGCCAUAUCCAAAAACUCCUUGCCCCGGGUGGACGGCUUUUGCUCCAUAAAAUGACAAACACUUUUCCUCUUCUUGACUAUGUUAUGGGCAUUCUUCCCAGCUGGUGGAGGGAACACGGUAGCAAAGCAGGUCUAUCCCGAGAGGAAUGGCAUCAGAAAUUACUAGAGGCAGGGUUCACUGGUGCCGAUGUCUUCUCCUACAAUAACAUGGAGCCGUACGAGAUCACUGCCAGCAUUCUGUCUAGCCUUCCGCGUGGUUCCAUCGACAAAGGAACAGUUACUCUUCUCUCCCGCGGCCCCAGUUCGACGUGGGCUCGAGCAUUUCAAGAACGCCUCACAGCCGAAGGAUUUGUCGUCCAAUGCUCGACGCUAUAUGACGAUACUGCCGUCGCCGAAGACGUCAUAUCUCUACUUGACGCUGAGGGCCCCUUCUUUCACGAUAUCUCCAGCAAGGACUUUGAGGCGUUUCAGACAUUUGUCAAGAAGAUCGAGGGCCACCUGCUGUGGGUGACACAGUCAGCUAUAGCGGCAGAUAGAGAGCCAAACCCGGAAUUUUCUCUAGCUUUGGGGAUGAUGCGUACCUUGCGCCAAGAGACGGCUUUCAGAACGACCACCGUGGAAGUGGACGACUUCCAUCUCCAGUCAAUUGAUAUAAUCUUGGAGGUGUUUCAGAAAGUACGAGGAAAUACGGAAAAGAGUCAGGAGAUUGCGGAUCGGGAGUUUGCGAUUAGGAAUGGCGUUGUUCAUGUGGGCCGUUUCCAAUGGACUUCGCUGGACGAUGUCCUCAAUCAUACGGACAACGCCCAGCACAGAGCGAUAGACGUCAAAUGCUUUGGCGUUAUGGAUUCUAUCACAUGGAUGUUGGAUGGCAGACCUCCACCGGUAGAAGAUGAUGGUGUUGAAGUAGAUAUCAAGUUCGUCGGACUGAAUUUCCGCGUGAGUAGCUCUCUCUGGCCGAGAGACAGUCCGCUAACCAAUGGACAGGAUAUCAUGGUUGCCAUGGGGCUCAUGGGAGAAACAGGACAUAUUGGUCUGGAAGCCAGUGGCAUUGUCCGUCGAGUUGGCGCAGGAGUGGCAGAUAUCCGCCCUGGAGAUCGCGUCGUAACGGCUGGAAGAGGACUGAUGGCGACGAGACGGAUCCUCCGCGCUGGGAGUUGCCUCGUGAUCCCUGAUAACCUCUCCUUGGAGGAUGCUGCGGCUGGUGCAUGCGUCUUCACGACGGUUUCUUAUUCCUUGAUACACUGCGCAAACCUUCAGAAGGGACAAACUGUCCUUAUCCACAGUGCGUGUGGCGGCGUCGGCCUGGGAGCCAUACAGAUAUGCCAGAUGAUCGGAGCGGAGAUCUUUGCGACAGUGGGUAGCCAGGAGAAAAAGGAGCAUCUCAUGGAGCACUAUGGUAUUCCUGAAGAUUGCAUCUUCGAUUCACGGAGUACGUCUUUCCAUGCGGAUGUGAUGAGAAUGACCAACAACCGAGGCGUGGACCUGGUACUGAACUCUCUCGCCGGCGAGCUCCUUCACGCCUCCUGGAGAUGCGUCGCCCCCUUUGGAAAGAUGAUCAAGCUUGGCAAGAGGGACUUUCUGGGCCACGGUAAACUAGACAUGGAUCUCUUUGGAGGCAACCGGUCGUUUAUCGGUGUGGAUCUCCUCCAGAUCCAGAUGGAGAACCCGCAAUUUCUCUCUACCCUGAUGAGGAGAUACUUGCAGGAUAUACGUGAAGGCGCCAUCCAGCCACUCAAGCCCGUCACCGUUUAUGACGCAGCAAAUAUAGCCCAAGCAUUCCGGUUCAUGCAGUCUGGCAAGCACAUUGGGAAGCUUGUCAUCCGGAUGCCCGAUGAGCCGUCGAGUCUGCCAGCAUCCGGGCUACAUGAACGAGGGUCUCUUUUCAGCUCGAACACCUCCUACCUUCUGGUAGGCGGAUUUGGGGGGCUUGGGCGCGCGGUAGCCACUUGGAUGGUGGAGAAGGGUGCCAGAAACUUGGUCGUUCUGUCUCGCUCUGGUGACGAAUCGCCUACGAAUCGUGCCUUCGUCCGGGAUUUGGAAAGCCAGGGCUCCCAUGUUACAACAGUUACAGGCAGCGUGGCCAAUAUGCAGGAUGUACGGCGAGCGGUUGCGGCAGCGACACAGCCCAUUGCUGGGGUGAUCCAAAUGUCCAUGGUCUUACGGGUAAGAACCUUCGUCCAUGUUAUACAGUGUUAUGCUGAGUCGUUACAGGACCAAUUGUUUGAAAAGAUGACCCACGAGGAAUGGAAGACCGCGCUUGCGCCAAAGGUAGAGGGAACGUGGAAUCUCCACAGGGCCGUGGAGGGCCUGUCCCUGGAUUUCUUCAUUCUCUUCAGCUCCUUGACUGGCAUAUGCGGUCACUCCGGCUCGGCCAACUAUGCUGCUGCAAACACCUUCCUGGACUCUUUCGUCCAAUAUCGCCAGUCCCAGGGCCUCCCAGCCAGCGUACUUGACAUUGGUUUUAUGGGAGACAUCGGAUACGUCUCCGAACACGCACCACGGACACUUGAAUACAGUCGCUCCAUCUCAUGGCAGAUCCUCAAGGAACGCAAUCUCCUGCAAGCGCUGGAACUCGCUGUCCUUGGGGGACCACCGCAGCUGGCCGUCGGGCUCGGUACCACCAGGGCCAUAUCUGAGCUAACGUCCGGUGCCCCGUGGGGACAGGACGCUCGCUUUGACGCAUGGAGCAAUGUCCUGGCCGAGAGCGAUAACGGUGGGACGGGGCAAGGGGAGGAACUGAAAAAGUUCCUCGCAUCGGUAGAGCAGGAUCCGACGUUGCUGGAUGACCAGGCCACAGAAGACCGCAUUACCUAUGAACUGGGCAAAAUGAUCGCCUCGCAUAUGUCGUACCCGGAGGACAUGGAGCUGGAGGAUCUCGCCAACAUUGCAAUUGAUUCGCUGAUGACUAUUGAGAUCCGCAGCUGGUUCAGGCGACACGUCAAGGUCGAGAUCUCCUUGGUCGAGAUCUCCAAUGCGGGGACUGUGAGAGGAUUGAGCAAGACCACGAUUAAGAUCCUCCGCGACAAGUAUGCAAGUGGGGAGCUCAAACAGGGAGAAUCCAUUGUAACCAAUCUGGCGGAAACUGCGCCCGAUGAGAUGUGUCUUUGCCGGCAGGAUAGGGAUUUGGGAACAGACAUGCACCCCAUCGCCGGCGCAGUACCAGACUGGUAUGCCCCAGGGGAAGGCCGCGUCUUCCUCACCGGCGCCAGUGGAUAUCUGGGGACCUUUUUCCUGAGUCUCCUGGCCGGCUUGCCGCACGUCCUGGGAAUCGCAUGCUUAGUCCGAGCGCCUGACGCAGCGGCAGGAUUGUCCAGGCUUCAAAAAGCCCUGGAGGAAUACGGCCUACCUUUUGACUUUGCCUCCAAGCUGGUCAUAAUUCCAGGAGACGUUGCCGAUCCCACGCUCGGCAUCGGAGAGGACUCCUUCAAGGAAUGGGCCGCACGAUGCAGCGUCGUCUUCCACCUUGCCGCGUUUGCGAAUUAUACUCUUCCCUACUCGGCGCAUCGAGACGCAAACGUCCUCGGCCUCGUCAACAUGCUACGCUUCGCCAACACAGGCCGCCUCAAGCCCAUCCACUUUACCUCGAGCAUCUCCGCUUGUGGCGUGUCCAAGUACCUCACAGGACAGCUCAUUCCAGAGAACGAACGGCUGGGCUUCGAUCUGGACGACAUACAGCAACACAUCGGGUACACGCAAAGCAAAGUCGUCGCCGAGCAGAUCGCCUGGAACGCCAUGGCCAACGGUCUGCCAGUGACCAUCCAUCGUCCCGGCUUCGUAUCCGGCCACAGCGUCACGGGAACAUGCAAGACAACCGACGUUCUCAACCGACUGAUGGCAAGCUGUAUCCGGAUCGGCCACUACCCCAUUGCUCCGCCGGUGCGCAACCAGUUCAUCCCGGUCGACUUCGUCUGUUCAGCCCUGCUGCGUAUCUCGCUUGUCAGCGGGACAGCGGGGCAGGCUUACAACCUCGUUCAGCCCGAUCAGUCCCGGACAAUCACCUGGAAUGAAACGUUUGGGCAACUGAGCCGGUUGUGCUCGCCUGCUCUGCGGCGUGUGAGCUCCGAUGAAUUCAUUCGGAUCUUUGCGGAGAAAGAGGGACAGCGGAUGAAGGCUGGGGUGUCCAUGUUGGAGGAUAAGCUGCGGGAGAACAUGAUCUUCUGGGGAUUGGAUGGGGGCACCAUGGCGGUUUAUGAGACGAGGAACAUGCGUGAGGCACUGGCCGAGUUUCCAGAGGUGUUCCAGGUGCCUGAUACUGCGGAGUUAUUGAGAAGAUACUUUCCUCUGCUCCCUGACGAGAAUUUUAUUCUCGUGGUCCUGGUGCGUGGACGGUGUGCAAUGAACGCAGCAGACGAUGCAGUCGAGCGCGCCGAGGCGGAUGCGAAUCCCGUCUCCUCGCGCGCGAGCCUCGAUUCCUCCUUCAGUUCUAGCAGCGAGGCAUCGCAGCCCCGGCUCCGAACCCUGUAUUCCCGACGCACCGAGACCGACCUCGAACGGUAUCAGACCUCAUCCCAAGCCCUAGAUCGCAUCGAAACCCAGCGCCUGCAGCAUGCGCUCACCGUCGGAGAGAGUGUCAAGUCGCAGAGCCGAGCGUCUGCCCGAGCGCCUCUGCCCGCGUUCGGAGCCGGCAAGCCCUAUCCCCCCCAGUUGCCCAAUCGGGAAGACUAUGUGAUUGAGUUCGACGGGACAGACGAUCCGCUGUAUCCUCAGAACUGGAGCACGCGCCGAAAGCUCUGCACGGGUGCUAUCCUCGCCUUCACGAGUAUCUGCUCGACCUUCGACUCGGCCGUCUUCUCCAGCUCCACCGGCAACGUCGCGCGCGUGUUCGGCGUCGGCGUCGAGGUCGCCACGCUGUCGAGUUCGCUGUAUAUCCUGGGCUACGCCUGCGGGCCGCUCCUCUGGGCGCCGUUCUCCGAACUGCAGGGCCGCCGGCUCCCCAUCCUCAUCGGGAUGCUGGGCUUUGGGAUCUUCAAUACGGCCGUGGCCGUCGCAAAGGACCUCCAAACUCUGCUGAUCUGUCGAUUCUUCUGCGGGGUCUUUGGCAGCUGUCCCCUCGCCGUCGUGGCGGCCAUCUUCUCCGAUAUCUUCGACAAUCGUUUCCGAGGGAUCGCGAUCGCCAUGUUCUCCAGUAUGGUCUUCCUCGGGCCCCUGCUUGCCCCCUUCAUCGGCGGCUUCAUCAACAUGUCGUAUCUCAGCUGGCGCUGGACCGCAUACAUCCCCGCCUUCAUGGGCUACGCGGCCCUCGUCCUCAACUUCUUCUUCCUCAAGGAGUCCUACCCGCCCGUCAUCCUCAUCUACAAGGCCGCCGAGCUGCGCCGCCGCACCAAGAACUGGGGCAUCCACGCCAAGCAGGAGGAGAUCGAAAUCGACCUGCAGGAGCUCCUCGUGAACAACUUCUCGCGUCCGCUGCGCCUGCUCAUCCGCGAGCCGCUGAUCCUGGCCGUCACCGUCUACCUCAGCUUCAUCUACGGGCUCCUGUACUGCUUCCUGACAGCGUACACCCUCGUCUACCAGGGGGUCUACCACAUGAACGCCGGGGUGGGCGGCCUCCCGCUCUUCGGGAUGGUGGCCGGCCUGCUCAUCGCGGGGACAUACAUCUGUCUGUUCGCGAGCAGAUCCUACAACAAGAAGCUGCAGGCGAAUGCUGGCAUCCCCGUCCCGGAAUGGCGCCUCCCGCCCGUCAUCGUCGGCGGGGCGCUCUUCGCGGCGGGGAUCUUCUGGUUCGGAUGGACGGGGUUCACGGCCGACGUGCCGUGGAUCGUGUCGACGCUGAGCGGUCUCUUCACGGGCUUCGGGCUGUUGAUCGUGUUCAUUCAAUUGUUCAAUUAUCUGAUCGAUACCUAUCUCAUGUUUGCGGCCUCGGCCAUCGCAGCAAACACGUUCUGUCGGUCCGUGUUGGCGGCCAGCUUCCCGCUGUUUUCGCGGCAGAUGUUUAAUAAUAUGGGCAUUCAGUGGGCUGCGACGCUGCUGGGCUGUGUUGCCACCGCUCUGGUGCCUAUUCCGGUGAUGUUCUACUUUUAUGGCAAGCGGCUUAGGAGGAAGAGUCGGUUUGCGCCGACCUUGGAGCUGGAUGAAACAGCGCAUGCGCCGACAGAGGCCGAGAAGGAGGGUGAAGACGCUAGGGACACCGAGGAGAGAAGUCAGUCGUGA